UCACCACUGCUGCUUUAAUAGAGAGGAGCAGGAAGAGAUGGAUCACAAGUGAGCGGAGAGCUCGUCUCAACUGGUGGCAACCGGCGGACCGGCAGAAUCCUCCCUCCCCGCUUCUCUCUCUCUGGAUAAGGCGGCGUCAAUGAGCCAGGUACCCCUCCAAGUAACGCGUGUGCGGGGCGUGUGUCAUGUGUGAGCAGCCGCUGCCUUGUGUUGGUCAGUGAUUUGACAAUGUCUGAGGAAGACUGCCGCGUUUUGCGGAGUCGCCGCUUAGUCUCCAAGCCUCUAGUGACCACGGAAAGAGAUGAGGUUUUAAGAAGAUCAGACGGGGACAGGUCACUGAGAACCACGAGUAAUGGUUUUAUGGACUUGGAGCAUGUGAUCAACCGAAAAAUGGAAUUGAAGAGGAAAGCUGAGGUUUUGAAGAAUGAGCUGAUGAAGGAAGUAGACAUUCACUUUAAUGAGUUUGUGAACAACUUUAUAGAAGAAUCCACUGCUCUAGAAGCCUCUUCUGCUUCCAUCAACGGUUACCCUGGAAAUGGUGAAAAAGACGUCCACAAAGCGAGAACAUCAAAAGCAGCAACUCCUCAUGGGAAGAUUUUUGUAUCAAGACGUUCUUUACUAGAUGAACUCUUUGAAGUCAAUCACUUUCGCACCAUCUACCACAUGUUUAUUGCUCUCCUCAUCCUCUUCAUCCUUAGCACGGUAGUUGUGGAUUGCAUUGACCAGGGCAGGCUUGUUUUGGAGUUUGACCUUCUGUCCUAUGCCUUUGGCAAGUUCCACGUUGUGUUCUCCACCUGGAUUUGCAUGUUCCUGAGCACACUGAUCAUCCCCUAUGUCCUCUUCUCGAUGUGGGCCCAGGGAUACAAGACCUCCUCACACCGCACCAUACGAUCUGUCUUCUAUGGGUCACUUUACCUGACAUUUCAGAUGCUCGGCCUCGGUUUCUGCCCAGCAUACAUAGUGGUGCAACACAAUUUACCCCCUGCUUCCAGGUUCAUUGUCAUCCUAGAGCAGGUUCGCAUGAUCAUGAAGGUGCAUUCAUUCGUAAGAGAAAAUAUCCCUCGGGUUUUGUCUUUUGCUAAGGAAAAGUCAACAGUUGCUCCAGUGCCAACAGUUUCUCAAUACUUGUAUUUCCUGUUUGCCCCUACUCUGAUAUACCAAGACAACUAUCCAAGGAAUCCAUCCAUAAGGUGGGGAUAUGUUGCCACUAAAUUUGCUCAGGUACUUGGCUGCCUCUUCUAUGCCUACUAUGUCUUUGUCCGACUCUGCAUUCCACUUUUCCGCAACAUCAGCCAAGAACCAUUCAGCCUCCGAGUCCUGGUCCUGUGCAUCUUUAACUCCAUCCUUCCAGGUGUGCUGAUCCUCUUCCUGGCCUUCUUCGCCUUUCUGCAUUGCUGGCUCAAUGCCUUUGCCGAGAUGCUCCGUUUUGCUGACCGAAUGUUCUACCAGGAUUGGUGGAAUUCAACUUCAUUUGCAAACUAUUACCGUACCUGGAAUGUGGUUGUACAUGACUGGCUCUACUACUAUGCCUAUCGGGACUUCCUCUGGUUCUUUGGCAGGAGGUUUAAAGCGGCUGCCAUGUUGUCUGUCUUUAUGGUCUCUGCUGUGGUCCAUGAAUAUGCCCUGGGCAUCUGCUUUGGAUUCUUUUACCCAGUUAUGUUCAUUCUGUUUGCGGGCUUUGGCAUGAUCUUUAAUUUUAUUCUCCACGACCGUCGCAGAGGCCCCAUUUGGAAUGUGAUCAUGUGGACGUCUCUGUUUUUGGGUCAGGGUGUUUUGCUGUGCCUUUACUCUCAGGAGUGGUACGCCCAUCGUUACUGUUCACUCAGCAAUCCCACGUUUCUGGACUACUUGAAGCCACGCUCUUGGACCUGUCAUGUUGAGGAGUUGAAACCAUGAACUCGCAAUCCCUGCGGAGACCGCGUCCAGCCCUCCGGUGCUGAAUGAUCUGACUUUCUCACUUUGUUACUGAAUGUAUUUUCUUUGUACCAACGUGGAAAUAGUCUGCAGUCCGUGACUACAGAUUUUGGAAAAAGAAUCCUUCUUCUUUUUGUAUAGCCAGCCAACUCCUCCUAAACUCCGAUACCAGCGAUGGAUACACAUCCAGGACGAUUAUUUCUCUAUUGUGACUCUUUACUUAUGGAAUACGGUUUACAGUGGGUGUUCUCUACAUAAUCCGAUAUCUGGAACAUCCAUUACUUUGACCUUAAACCGUCCUUGACAAUAAUAGGCAAAACUUUGCGGACUGAUGUUCUAAUGCCUUUUGCACAAUGCAUUACUGAAUGUAUUCCCAUUUGAAGCCAGCGUGGCUUGGAUAGGACUGUGAGCGGUCCCUAAUGUACACCAUGCCACAUCGAAACAAAUGCUGCAUUACUAAGCAAUAAUGAGGUUUGCAACAUCCUUGCACCAAAGAUUUCCUGAUCUCUCUACCCUUCCUAGUCCUUUCCCUCCUCCGCAUGUUUCUGUUCAAGUUGGAGAGAAUCUUUUUUUUUUUUUGUCAAAUUUACGGUUUGUCGCUCUCUUUAGGGCUCCCAAAACUAGAUUAUGUUGUGGUCCGGAAACCUCUGAGGUGGAGUUAUCUAGGGUGCUUUUCACAGGUCGGGGCCUAGUUGGGUAAAAGCUGGUGGGGCUUAUGUGGCAGCAAACCAUUGUGCCUUGGCUGGGGUAUUAAGAUCCAGUGCUGGGGCAGCAAUCUGAAUACUUGGGGUAAGGCAAGAUUCAGUUCUGACAUAGGACUGCAGCAACGGGUUGGGGUGUGUAGGUUUAGAGCUGGGUGACGGCUUGUGAUGCUUGUGUCAUCCUGUAUGUUGAGUUCCUUGCGUCCACAAGUAGCAGUUGAUUGCAUGACUUGUGCAAAGUCAUUUCUACAUUUGCCGGCUUUCUCCAUUGACUUUUUUAUGUUGUGAAAAAGAAAGUUUGUUGGCUAAUCAGAAUCUGAUGGCUGUUUGACACAACACAAGUAGGUGUCUAGAUGUGGCCUGUAGGGGGUGCCAGAGAGAGGUCCAAUACCGUGCCAUCAUAACUGGUCUUCCGCCUAGAAGACGUGGGUUACACCGCUGCUGCUUUUUGUAGCACUCCGAAGAGGUAUGUAUUCCUUUCCGUUGCAGCUGGUAACAGCAAUCGGUAGAACUACAAAACGUUGCGGCAUAGUCCCAGCCUAAGGGUCUUCAAUAGGGGGAUAUUUUCACACCGCAAAUUUGUUGCAGAAAUUUCUGUGGCUGUUCCAUUGUUUCUGCAACCAGUUUGCCAUUAGUGAGUAUACCUUAAAGGGGUUAUCCUGUUUCAAAUGUUGAUAAACUGUCCUCAGGAUAGGCCGGGGUCUGAAUCGCGGCAUUGCUCGUAUGAACACGGCUUCUUGUAAUUACAUGUCCUCUGUCCCAUUCACAUCAAUGGGACGGAGUGUAACUACAGCGGCUCCUUGCCAUUCAAACAGCUGAUCGGUGGGGGUGCCACGGGAGUCAGACCCCUGCUGUUCUAAUAUUGAUGACCUAUCCUGAGGAAACAGGACAACCCCUUUAAGAGCCAGUAGUCCUGUUCAUCGUGCACUAUGGAGGUGUCACCCAAGGCACAAGUUGUAUGUC
This is a messenger RNA of Bufo bufo (common toad), 3578 nucleotides long. It is a transcript of the gene SOAT1, whose product is annotated as sterol O-acyltransferase 1. Gene Ontology annotation, cellular component: endoplasmic reticulum membrane. Lineage: Eukaryota; Metazoa; Chordata; Amphibia; Anura; Bufonidae. The transcript is spliced from 16 exons. The record is from RefSeq and is a predicted model, not a curated record. Gene Ontology annotation, molecular function: fatty-acyl-CoA binding; cholesterol binding; cholesterol O-acyltransferase activity. Bases 229 to 1896 code for a protein of 555 amino acids. Gene Ontology annotation, biological process: cholesterol metabolic process; cholesterol efflux.